AUGAGGAAGAUCCGCGCCAAUGCCAUCGCCAUCCUGACCGUUGCCUGGAUCCUGGGCACUUUCUACUACUUAUGGCAGGACAACCGAGCCCACGCAGCAUCCUCCGGCGGCCGGGGCGCGCAGAGGGCCGGCGGGAGGCCAGAGCAGCUCCGCGAGGACCGCACCAUCCCGCUCAUUGUGACAGGAACACCCUCCAGAGGCUUCGAUGAGAAGGCGUACCUGGCAGCCAAGCAGCUGAAGGCUGGAGAGGACCCUUACAGGCAGCAUGCCUUCAACCAGUUGGAGAGUGACAAGCUGAGCCCAGACCGAGCCAUCCGGGACACGCGCCAUUACAGUUGCCCGUCUGUUUCCUACUCUGCGGACCUGCCGGCCACCAGCGUCAUCAUCACCUUCCACAAUGAGGCCCGCUCCACCCUCCUGCGCACUGUGAAGAGUGUCCUGAACCGAACUCCAGCCAGCCUGAUCCAGGAGAUCAUCUUAGUGGAUGACUUCAGUUCAGAUCCUGAAGACUGUCUGCUCCUGACCAGGAUCCCCAAGGUCAAGUGCCUGCGCAAUGAUCGGCGGGAAGGGUUGAUCCGGUCCCGCGUUCGUGGGGCAGAUGUGGCCACAGCUGGUGUGCUCACCUUUCUGGACAGCCACUGUGAAGUGAACACCGAGUGGCUACAGCCCAUGCUGCAGCGGGUCAAGGAGGACCACACCCGUGUGGUGAGCCCCAUCAUCGAUGUCAUCAGUCUGGAUAACUUUGCCUACCUUGCUGCAUCGGCGGAUCUUCGUGGAGGAUUUGACUGGAGCCUGCAUUUCAAGUGGGAGCAGAUCCCUCUUGAGCAGAAGAUUGCCCGGACCGACCCCACCAAGCCCAUAAGGACUCCUGUCAUAGCUGGAGGAAUCUUUGUGAUCGACAAGUCCUGGUUUAACCACUUGGGAAAGUAUGAUGCCCAGAUGGACAUCUGGGGUGGAGAGAAUUUUGAGCUCUCCUUCAGGGUGUGGAUGUGCGGUGGGAGCUUGGAGAUCGUGCCCUGCAGCCGGGUGGGCCACGUCUUCAGGAAACGGCAUCCCUACAACUUCCCUGAGGGCAAUGCCCUCACCUACAUCAGGAACACCAAGCGCACUGCAGAGGUGUGGAUGGACGAAUACAAGCAGUAUUACUACGAGGCCCGGCCCUCGGCCAUCGGGAAGGCCUUUGGCAGUGUAGCCACGCGGAUCGAGCAGAGGAAGAAGAUGAACUGCAAGUCCUUCCGCUGGUACCUGGAUAACGUCUACCCAGAGCUCACAGUCCCCGUGAAGGAAGUGCUCCCCGGCAUCAUUAAGCAAGGGGUUAAUUGCCUAGAAUCCCAGGGCCAGGACUCAGCUGGGAACUUCCUGCUUGGAAUGGGCAUCUGCAGAGGGUCUGCCAAGAACCCCCCAGCACCCCAGGCGUGGCUGUUCAGCGACCAUCUCAUCCAGCAGCAGGGGAAGUGCCUGACUGCAGCCUCCACGUCCAUCACCCCAGGCUCCCUGGUCCUACUGCAGGGGUGCAACCUGAGAGAAGGCAGGCAGAGAUGGAGGAGAAAAGCCUCUUUCAUCCAGCACUCGGUCAGCGGCCUCUGCCUGGAGGCCAAGCCCGCCCAGCUGGUGACCAGCAAGUGCCAGGCCGACGCCCCCGCCCAGCAGUGGCAGCUAUCGCCGCACACAUGACGGUAGCCUGGGGCCUCCCGUACCUUUUGCAUGAGACUUUGGGACUGGAAGCGGGUUAGGGUGGGGGAGUGUAAAGCAGGCCGUCCCCAUCUCCUCACAUUUCCGCCGGAAUCAUCAGCAAACACCCCUGCCACGACACACAGCUCCCCAAAGCUUGUUCGGGGCGGGCACAGGGGGGCAGGCCCUGAUGCUCCGGCUGCCAGCCCGGCCCUGCCCCAGAAGAGGAGACGGGCAGGAUGCUGGACUGCUGCUGGGUGGAGACUGGGCAGCCCCCCCCCCCCGGCCCUUUGUCCCCUUCCCUUCACCCUCCCAGGGCCCCUGCUGGGUCACAGGGCCUAGCUGUGGGGCCGGCACGAAGGGACAAUGUGGGCAGCAUGGAUGGGGAGGCUGAGGGCCCGCCGAGGGGGUGCAGCAUGAAGGCAGAUGGAGAACAAGAAGGAGGUGAGAAGCUCCGUGGCCUGUCCCAGGCGGGUGCUGGGUUGAGCGUGGGAGGGAUAGGAUCUGGAGCAAGGGAUGGGUAAUUUGCAGAAGGACAUGGAUGGAAAAGCAGCAGAGCCCCAAAAGAAUUAGUCUCUUCCGGACAACCCAUAGUUCUUCCCAAGCUGUGUCAGUCCCCGCGCAUCGCGCCCAGCGCUCUGGCCUCCACGUUCCUAGCAAGAGGCUGCAACGGGGUCUUCAGGGGCAGCCUUGGGACCCAGUUUAUUAAACAGAUCCCGCUUCCGUUUGGCCAUGUGUCAGGCCAAGACCCCUUUCCUUGGGCCUAAAGACCAGCUGGUGCCCUGUCUGCUCUUCCCGGGCCCAUGGUGAUGACCCCGUGUGGGCGGGCAACCACCAUGCACCCUGGAGCAACCCCAUCCUCGUUCAGACUUUGGCUCCUGCCUUCUCAAAAGCCUUUGUCUCCGUAAAUACAGCAUUAUGGUGGUGAAGUAGCUGGUAAGAACAGGACCUCCCUUCUGGAGCUAAACAUUCCCUAAGACAUUAGGGAGUAAGUCCGGGAGGCUAAGCCUCAUCCUCACCCCUCCCUGCUGCAGGAGGGAGGCCUGAGAGGGUCAGUUCCCACAGUGAGCGGGGAGGCUGGCUGGCGGCUCCUGUUUGUGUGGAGAAACCCAGUUCCUUCUCACGGCCACUGGGCCCAUGGCCUGGUCUUGGAAACGCUUCUGCUAUUCCCCAUUUCCUCUUCCCCAGCCCUAGUGG
Molecule: messenger RNA, 2868 nt
Organism: Callorhinus ursinus (northern fur seal)
Lineage: Eukaryota; Metazoa; Chordata; Mammalia; Carnivora; Otariidae
Gene: GALNT16
Product: polypeptide N-acetylgalactosaminyltransferase 16
Biological process (GO): protein O-linked glycosylation
Cellular component (GO): Golgi apparatus
Molecular function (GO): polypeptide N-acetylgalactosaminyltransferase activity
Source: RefSeq, a predicted model, not a curated record